Messenger RNA from Sporothrix brasiliensis 5110, 2280 nucleotides. RefSeq names its product aarF domain-containing kinase. The coding region runs from base 1 to 2280 and encodes 759 amino acids. NCBI's taxonomy places the organism in Eukaryota, Fungi, Ascomycota, Sordariomycetes, Ophiostomatales, Ophiostomataceae. The record is from RefSeq and is a predicted model, not a curated record. Gene Ontology annotation, cellular component: extrinsic component of mitochondrial inner membrane. The transcript has a single exon. Gene Ontology annotation, molecular function: kinase activity. Gene Ontology annotation, biological process: ubiquinone biosynthetic process.
AUGCGCUUCCUCGACCUCGCCGCCGACUUCGCGGCCGUCGUCAGCGCCUCGCGAAACGUCGCCUCGAAGCACGCGGCAUUGCGCUCGCGCCAGAUUGGUGCAUCCCUUGUGCAGAACCCCCGGGAUCUCAAGAGAUCAUCGCCAGAGUCACAGGAGGCGCCGAAGCCAGAAGAUAUACCGGCCGAGGGUGGCGCCACCCCAGCAGAAGCCGACGCGGCGGCCCCAGCAUCGCCUUCGUCUGCGUCAGCGUCACCAACGGAGCCGGUGACCGAGAAGCCACCAGUCCCUGCGGCUGCUCCCGUACGUCAAGCUGCACAGGAAACACGGAAUCCAGAUAUCCAGGAGCCAGAGACCGCUGGUUCCCCGGAAGAGCCCGUCCUACCGACCUUCAUCCACCGUGCCCAGCUGCGCACGUCGAGGCCGCCAGGUGCCUUAAAUGAGGUCCGGAGGAAGGCCGCCGAGGCUGCGGGUCCGAGCGGAGGUCCAUCGAAACUGCACCCUCUGGAUCCCCGGCUAAAACAGACUCCACGACCGCCACCAGCUGUCCGCAGUCAGGCUGUGCAGGAUGUUCAUGUUGCAGCAAAAGCAAACUCUGUCUCGGCAGCAGUUGCAGAGAGUAUAGAACAGGGCGUUUUUAGCAAAAGAGAGGAGCACGAGAACCCUUCCGUCGUCGAUAAGACUUUGGAUGUUGAGGAUAUUCCCAAAACUGAGCCCACAGUCGAUGCUACUCCUGAAACAACUCCGGAGGCGGCUCCACAAGCGGAAGAGUCGCCUGGCACAGGAGCGGAAGAGACACAACAAGCCCUACCGGAAACCGAGACUUUGAAGGCCGAGAUACUAGAGACGCCGUCUCCGAGCACAGCUAGAGCUACUCCUCUCGCCUCAAUACCCCUGCCUACGACGCGGGUAGCAGAGCCACCAAAGCGGGCCUUUGAGCUGAAGGAGUCCAAGGUGCCGGCCACCCGCCUGAGCCGGAUAUGGAACUAUGGCGGCCUCGCGGCCGGUAUGCUCGGCGGCGCUCUGACGGAGUCGAUUAGCCGCGGCUUUGGAGGCGGCAGCGGCGACAGCGGGUCGGUCAUGCUGAGCCCUGGUAACCUCGAGCGACUCGUGUCGCGGCUCUCUCGUAUGCGCGGCGCGGCCCUCAAACUCGGCCAGAUGAUGAGCUUCCAGGACGCCAAGAUGCUGCCCGCGCCGCUGCAGGAGGUCCUGCAGCGCGUCCAGGACAGCGCCGACUACAUGCCUGCAUGGCAGCGCGACCGCGUGCUGGCGUCCGACCUCGGUGCGGACUGGCGCGAUCUGUUUGGCGAGUUCGAGGAGAAGCCGCUGGCAGCGGCGUCCAUUGGCCAGGUGCACCGCGCGACGCUGCGCUCCAACGGCGCCGCCGUCGCCGUCAAGAUCCAAUUCCCGGGCGUCGCCGACUCCAUCAACUCGGACCUCGACAACCUGGGCAUCCUGCUGACGGCCACGCGCAUGCUGCCCAAGGGCCUGUACCUGGACAAGACGAUUGCCAAUGCGCGCACCGAGCUGGCGUGGGAGUGCGACUACCUGCGCGAGGCCGAGUGCGCACAGCGCUUCCGUCGUCUGCUGGACGGCGCACGCGAAACGGGCGUCGACGGCGCUUUCGUGGUGCCCGACGUGUUUAGCGAGGCGUCGGGAAAGCAGGUGCUGACCAUGUCCUUUAUGGACGGUGUGGGCGUCACCAAGGUCGCGCACGACCUCUCCCAGGAGCAGCGCGACUGGAUCGGCACGCAGAUUCUGCGCCUGUGCCUGCUCGAGAUCACGCAGUUCCACUUUAUGCAGACGGACCCCAACUGGACCAAUUUCCUGUACAACGCCGGCACCAACAAGCUGGAGCUGCUCGACUUUGGCGCCUCGCGCGAGUACCCGGCCGAGUUUGUUGAUCAGUACGUCCGUCUGCUUCAGGCAGCCUCGCAGUCCGACCUCGAGGGCGUGCAGGCGCUGUCGCGCGACCUGGGCUACCUGACGGGCCACGAGAGCCGCGCCAUGCUGGACGCCCAUACGCAGUCGGUCAUGACGCUGGCGGAGCCCUUCCGCGCAGACGCGCCCGAGAUCUACGACUUCCAGGACCAGACGAUCACGGAUCGCGUGCGCUCAUUCAUCCCCGUCAUGGUGCGCGAGCGCCUGACGCCGCCGCCCGAGGAAACGUACAGCCUGCACCGUAAGCUCAGCGGUGCCUUCCUACUGUGUGCACGCCUGGGCAGUCGCGUGGCCUGUCGUGGCAUGUUUGAGGACAGCCUGAAGAAGAUGGGCCUUGCAUAA